CGGUACAACAGAGGCUAAAAUAUGUAGGAGUACUGUGUUCUCUGGCAAAGCGUCUUGUGUUACAACCGAUACAUAUUUACAGUUAUGCAAGUACUGGCGACGGACAGAGAAUGAAACGCAGUCGAAGUCGGCAUCGUCAACGGCGCCGUGGCAGGCACAGUGAUCAGCUGGACAGCGCUGCUUCGUCGGGAGGCGACAACGGGCAGGACGAUGCGUUUCAUUUGCCGGGCUUCUAUUACGACGCCUCUCAACGGCGCUACUUUCGACUCACGCCGGGCCAGAACAGGCACAACCCGCUCACGCAGGCAUCCAUCGAUGCCAAGCUGUCGAACAAGAAGUGCCGAGAAGUCGUCGAAGCGAGUCUUCAGCGCAGCGGCAACACCGCACUGCCCCGUAGUCUGUGCCGCAUGCAGAUUGGACUACUGCCGUUCAGCAACUUUGCUGCAUCGGUGCAACGCGCGCGCAUGGCGUCGCUCAAAGGCAUCGUGCAUGCAGAGAUUGAAAACGGUGGCGAGUGCACCUACCUUUCGGGACUGCGGGAUUCGGAUGCAGCGGUAUGCGUCGGCGCGUGGGCUACGGAAACAGGAGACGGCCGUCGCGGCUCUGUCCUCCGUUUUAUCGACUUCGGCAACUCUACGAAUGACUGUUUGCAAACUAUCACAUCACAUCCGGCACAUAAGGUGGUGGACAUCAACGUUUAUCGUCAACCUGACGGAACGACCCGAACAUUUUGUGCAUAUGUUGCCUCAGACUGCAUGUCAAGCUUGAACAGUUUCGCGAAGUCAUAUCCCAUCAAUGGCGGAGGUUCGAUCAUAACGUGGCUUCCCACUUCUGAAGCUCUACGUAGCUGUGCCACCUCAACUGGAGGGCGGGCCCAUGCUGUCGGCAUGGAAAAGGAGAUACGACUUUUGCGAAUUCUGCAGGCUGGAUCAGUGGGGACCAACGUGUGGACUCGCCGUGAAAGCCCACUCAGCGUGGAGUUCAGCGAAGACGGCAACCUGCUGUUUGUGGGAACGCACCGUGGUAAUGUGAUGUGCGCCGACUUACGUGACCGACCACAUACAAAUCACACCUUCGUGGUUCCACUCUGUCGUGGUGUCGUGUCCCUCAGAGUAAUUGACUCUGGCUCGAUGCUGAUUGCAAGUGCCCACGAUGGAAAUCUGGUCUUGAUGGACCUCCGGAACAAGCACGUUGUGCAGAAGUUCAGCGGCCACCACAACAACGGGCUGAAAAUGCCGCUCAGUUACAAUGCAUCUGAACAAACUGUGUGCUCAGCGGGACAUGACAAAGUAGUGAGACUGUGGAAAGUUGGGGAGCGGGAAGCGUUGACUGCUUUGAAGCCAGGCAACGGACAGCACCAGCCAUGGCCCUGGUACUCAAGCACACUGUUUUGUGCAGCAGGUCACCAGUUCUUCACCUUUUCCUAAUGGUGUCUAGUCAGGAGCUGCGAAAAUCUUGCAUUAAAGCCAUGCAAUGUUCUAAGAUUGUUGAGUGAGGUACCUUCCAAGAUGUGUGGAGUACAUUUGAAAACCCAGCUCAUAGCGAACGGCUGUAUGUGCUAAAAAGUGUUCAAUAUAUGUGUACUCAUCUACAGUCUAUAACAGACUGGAAUGAACAUUUGUGAUGUAUUUUGUGUAUGUAUCUGUUAUCCCUAGCGAAGAAAGAAAGCAGGGGAACGGUUUAGUAAUAUUUUAAAGGAACGCUUAAUGUUGUAGGCAGUAACUUCUGCCACUGUGUGAACAUGACAGAAAGGUAAUAAAAAUAACUUCCCUGCCCGUUGCGUUUGUUGUAUGUGGGCACCUAAAUUACGGUAGUGGCAGUAGACACACCAGCUUUAAUAUAUCUGACCUCCAGUUUGUAAGAGUGAAGUAUUUUACAUGAGUAGAGGUAAAUAAUUUCCUCUUGUUCGACAUAGAUAAUACAUUGCUUUAUUGGAGUUUUCUGUUGGAAUAAGACUGUACUCGUGUUGAAAUCAAAGCUAUGUAAACAAAAGGGUCACAAAAUGAUGAAGUUGUGAGCGCAGCGUGACACGUAUUCUCUCUUUUUCUUGUCUUCAUUUUUUU
This is a messenger RNA of Rhipicephalus sanguineus (brown dog tick), 2063 nucleotides long. RefSeq lists its product as uncharacterized. Gene Ontology annotation, cellular component: Cul4-RING E3 ubiquitin ligase complex. The transcript is spliced from 4 exons. Bases 111 to 1427 code for a protein of 438 amino acids. The record is from RefSeq and is a predicted model, not a curated record. NCBI's taxonomy places the organism in Eukaryota, Metazoa, Arthropoda, Arachnida, Ixodida, Ixodidae. Gene Ontology annotation, molecular function: protein binding.